Spodoptera frugiperda (fall armyworm) is the source of this 2281-nucleotide messenger RNA. RefSeq lists its product as uncharacterized. Lineage: Eukaryota; Metazoa; Arthropoda; Insecta; Lepidoptera; Noctuidae. The transcript is spliced from 8 exons. Bases 63 to 2228 code for a protein of 721 amino acids. The record is from RefSeq and is a predicted model, not a curated record.
AUUCGCCCCGCGGCCGGCCAGUGCACGCCAUGGGACACCACUGACCACUGACCACUACCAACAUGACGGACGACAUACCAGAAACGGGCGCAGUGUUCACAUUCGGCAAGUCUCACUUCGCGGAGAAUGAGCCGAGCCACUUCUUCAUCAAGAACGACCCCAUCGUCGCCAUCUCCUGUGGAGACGAGCACAGCGCUGUCAUAUGCCAAAAUGGACGCGUAUUUGUAUUCGGCGGGAACGCGUGGGGCCAACUAGGCCUGGGACAUAAGGACGAGGUGACUAGACCGAGCUGCGUCAAAUGGUUGAAGCCCCACAGAGCACUCUUCGUGGCCUGCGGGAGAGCACACACUGUUUUUGUAACGGACUCGAACGCGAUCUACACGGUGGGCUGCAACGAUGAAGGUCAGCUGGGCACGGGGGACUUGGAGCACCACACAGUGCCUCAGUUCGUGGAGCUUGAGGGAGAGACCGGGCCCAUCAAACAGGUGUCGGCUGGCAGCAACCACACUGCCAUACUUACUGAUGACGGUCGUGUGUUCGUGUGCGGCUCCAACACCGAAGGACAGCUGGGCCUGGGCGAGGACACGCGCUCCUGCGUCAAGUUCACUGAACUCAAGUUCAUGGAGAAGAUCGCCUUCGUCGAGUGCGGAUACUAUCACACUGUGUUUAUUACUGCCAAAGGCGCAGUCUUCGUAACAGGAGACAAUGAGAACCAAAAACUUGGAAUACCAGACAAACCCUCAACGGUAUACGUGCCCGAAGUACUACCUCUCACCAUACCGAUCAAGAGCGCAUGUUGCGGUGCAGCCCAUACAUUCCUCCUCUCCAUGGACGAAAGCAAGAUCCUGGCCUUCGGAUCCAAUGAAAAAGGUCAACUUGGCCUUCCCAAAGAGGUGGAACAUGUGACAGAACCCACUGAGAUAGACAUGGAGAAAAUGUUUGAUGGAUACCAACUGAAGCUAGUCGCGUGUGGUGCGAUGCACACUGCGUUUGUCACAGACAACGGAUUGCUUUACGCCUGCGGUGAGUCCCGGCACAAUAAACUGUGUUUGGAAGAAAUUGACGAUGCCGGCAACGCAAACGAGGCAGUCCCCAAUCAAUACACACCUAAGCGGGUCACUGCUAUGAAUGGGCACAUCGUAGACAAUGUGGCCUGCGGCGGGUGCCACACUUUACUGACUGCCACCAAAGGCUCUAACGCGGACUUCACCAACAACGACUUCAAUCUCGUCAACGAACAAACUAGGCAGAUCUCUUUAACCGAACUUCCACCGCUACAGAAGGUACCAGCCAUGAACAAAGCCGAAGAACACUCGCACGUAAUCGAGGACAUCACGAACUCCAACAUUGACGUGCACAACACCGAUAACGUGAAUGGAAAUGUGAACGAAGAGACUGGAUCGAUAGAUUCAUUAGAGGCCAACGUCAGCGGCUCCCACAUAGUAAACAUAAACGACCUUGAGAACGAAAACGGAAGCACGCAUGACGCGCCCGACGUAAACACUCAACCGAUUGAUGGAGAAACUAAAGUCAUGGCGGUCAUGGAGAGUAUGGACACUAUGGCUGACAAGGCGGAAAGUAAAGUUGAAGAAAUCGUUACAAGUGUUACAGACAAAGUGAAUGAGAAAGUGGAAAUAGUUGAGGAGUUUGUGAAAAAAGCUGCAGUAGUGCCUCCUGUGAUACACGAUGAAGCUAAGAAAAUACUGGACAUUCCGGACAAAAUGACAGAGGUAGCAAAUUCACCUCCACCGAAGACGCCGAUAUUACCGGAACUAUUACACAUUCCUGACUUGAGUCAGAUAAGUCCGGUGCUCAGUAAACACAGUGACGAUGGGCAAAAAAGUGAAGCGGGACAGUCAGAGAACGAAACGAUUCCGUGUGGGUCAGACAAGUCUAGUCCACAGGCGGGUAAGACAAAGACACAAGCUGUGAUGCCUAUUGUUAGGAGCGAAGAUCAUAUCGACGGCGCUGAAGAUGGGGAGCAUAACGAAGAUGGUGACGUUGUAGUACACAAAUCUCCGGAAAAAGGCCGCUUCGCACGCAUGUUCCAGACGAUCAGAGAUAAAGAACACUCGUGUAUGGGCAAAGGGAAAGUUAUUGAAGAAAAAGUUGUUGAAAACGUCCAUAAAGGCAUCGACACAGCCGAGGAUGGCAUCCACAAAGUUGAGGAAACCAUUGAGACAGAAAUCAGGAACCAAACCAACUCCAGAACGUGCACGAUACUAUAAUUAUUGUUUCCGUCUUCUCCUACAUUUAGCUUAAAUAAAACCUUUGUAUUAUU